AUGCGCGGCUUACUCUUCUCGGUGCUCUUCGACACGCUGGUGUCAGCGUUGCCACAAGUCGCAUUUCCGUUCAACUCUCAGGUACCGGCCCUCGCACGAGCAAAUGAAGCCUACGCCUUCCAACUCGCCCCUACGACUUUCGUCUCCAGCGAUGGCAGCACGCUAGUCUACACCUUGGCGGGUGCGCCUGCUUGGUUGAAUCUGGAGAGCACGACACGGACAUUAUAUGGCACUCCUGGUCAAGGAAAUACUGGUCCGAAUUUCUUCAAGAUUGUGGCAACAAGCAACGAUGAUUCGGUCGACAUGGGCUGUACUCUGGUGGUGGCCAGCAACAGCGCUCCAGCUCUGAUGGGCAACAUCUCAGCAGAUCUUGCGAGAUCAGGACCUUUGUCAGGACCGACAACCUUGAUACUGCAAUCAUCCACCGCAUUCGCAAUCACAUUCUCAAACAAUCUGUUUGGCGAUCCGGGUACCAUCAAGUCUUACUAUGCCACUAUGGCUGACCGAACACCACUUCCAUCAUGGCUCAAGUUCGACAGCAGCUCUUUGACAUUCUGGGGUAUGACUCCUGUAUUGGUAACAGGUUCGCAAACUUACGGUGUCGACUUCAUUGCAUCGGAUGUGGCCGGCUUUGCAGGAGCGACAACAACCUUCAGCUUGCUCAUCAGCAGCUAUCAGCUGGCUUUCGACCCCCAGACAGAGAAUAUCACAGUUACACCAGGAACAUCAAUCACUGUGGGGCCGUUCGCAGACCAGCUGCGUAUAAAUGGCGCGCAGGCUACAAGCAGCCAAUUGCAAAAAGUUGUUGCAAAGGCGCCAGAGUGGUUGAUGUUCCAGAACAGCUCCAUGGAGUGGACAGGAAUACCUCCGCAAGACUUUGAGUCGCAGAGCUUAUCCAUCACUGUGACAGACACAUAUGGGGAUAUAGCAGUCAAGAACAUUCUCCUUAAUACAGCGAACGCAUCGCUGUUCAACGGCGAGAUUGGGAACAUGACUGCAACAGCUGGGAAACAGUUUAGAUGCACGUUCGCUCCGUCUUUGUUGACACAGAACGACGUGAAUCUUAGCGUUGAUGUCGGUUCCGCCUCCUGGUUGCAAUAUGAUGCGAGCAAACGCCUGCUUCAGGGCACCCCACCCACCACAGCCAAGGCUUCAGCAAACAUAAUCACGGUGACUGCUUCUUCAGCUUCAGAUACAGAGACCCAGACCUUCUACAUCAACUUGGAAGCAGCGGCAGUCGUAGCGACCUCUCACACGACUUCGAGCACUACAGCAAGUCCGACUUCGACUUCUUCUCCUUCUGCCACGACAUCUCCUGCGAAAUCAAAGGACAAAAGCAUGACAGCAGGUAUCAUAGUGGGAAUUGUGAUUGGCUGUUUAGCAGUCCUGGCUUUAUUCUUCGCCAUCGCAAUGUUGUGUUGCCGCCGCAGAAGAAAACAUCCUCACAAGAAGAUAGAAAAGAGCGAUAUCAGACCGGUGUUACCUUUUGGUGACCAAGAACCUAUGGUAGUAGAAAGCGACCAGGACGAAGAGAAGCAUAUUGGAUCGCCUGUCAAGCAUUCGCCUGAUGAACCUCCUCAACUGGAUAUCGAUCUUCCAACGGCAAUGCAAUCGCCCAUGAAGCCACGGUAUUUCCUGGGUGGUAGGGAUGCUCGUCAAAGCAAGUUGUCCGUAGUCAGCUCGCUUGGCGAUGAAGCAGAGAAGCGUCGCAGCAUCCGUAUAGUCAGCCGGACUGAAAGCGUCGUAGACCGCAGACCUCUUGCUGAGAAACGACAAUCAUUCAUCCGCAAUCGAGCGAGUAGCGGCGUCAUGAGUCCAGUGCUAUUCGCCUCUUCACGGCGCUCCUCAAACAUGGGUCUCUACAGCAACCUCGGCUCCAUCAAAGGCAGCCCCAGCGUACGCCGACAAACCACAUCCCCAUCACUCCUUGAACCACCAGCCCGCAACCCUCGCCGCUUGGUCUCAGGUCCACAUGUCUUCCCACCCGGACUCCCACGAGCCAUCACGCCAUCACCAGUCCGCGGCACCAACAACAACAACAACAAUUGGACAACCACCAAUACCAGCAGUUCACUCUCUCGUGAUAACUCGGACGCAAGAGCAGCAGCACGAUACGCCGAAUACGCCAUUGAAAUGGAACUGCCACGACACCAACGCACUUGGGUACGGCCAGGAGAAGCCUCUCCCACACCGCCACCCAGCAGUAUCCUCCGCACUCCCAGCAAUAACCGCGAAGCCGCACGCCGCAAAUGGGCAGAAAGACUCAACCGCAAUAGCUCAGGAAACCUGGCUUCGCGAUCCCCAUCACCGCUGCGAGUAACACUUACAGGUGUCAGCGCAUCAGGCAUCAAAGGCCGCAAACAGAGACUAAAGACCUCUGUCUCUUCUUCAGACGACGACAAGGAAAACAAACCCGAAGAUCGCUUGAGCAAACUCGUCAGCAACGACAGUUUCAGCGGUGCCAGACACAUGCGUGGAAGAAAGAGUUUGGUGCAAGUGAAAGCAGGGAAUAGGAUUAGUAGUUCCAUGGCUAGGGUUGAGGAACCGGAUGCUGUUGCUAAAGAUAAAGCUAUCGAGAACGAUGAUUGGGAAGAUGUGGUUAUGGAGGAUGCUGCGUCGGCGCGUAGUGUUCGUAAGGGUGUGUUGGCGGCUUCGACGUCUGAUGCUAGUAGUGUGAGGUUUCUCUGA
This is a messenger RNA of Aureobasidium vineae, 2688 nucleotides long. The record is from the annotation of a GenBank genome assembly. Lineage: Eukaryota; Fungi; Ascomycota; Dothideomycetes; Dothideales; Saccotheciaceae.